Molecule: messenger RNA, 1090 nt
Organism: Egretta garzetta (little egret)
Lineage: Eukaryota; Metazoa; Chordata; Aves; Pelecaniformes; Ardeidae
Gene: YEATS4
Product: YEATS domain containing 4
Exons: 7
Coding region: 1-675 (224 amino acids)
Biological process (GO): regulation of DNA-templated transcription
Source: RefSeq, a predicted model, not a curated record
AUGGCUACUGCUGUGCUCUUUGAUCUUCGUCCAAUUGCCGGGGAGAACGGGAGAGCGUUGGUGGGGACGAGGGAGAGCGUUGGCGGGGACAAAGUGACGACAGGGCAGCGCGGCAGUACUCGUUCUUGGAGUUACCCUCUUGCUUUCCUGUUGUUUUUAAAGGAUAUGUCUGCCUACGUGAAAAAAAUUCAGUUCAAGUUGCAUGAAAGCUACGGCAAUCCUUUAAGAGUUGUUACCAAACCACCGUAUGAAAUCACCGAAACAGGCUGGGGUGAAUUCGAAAUAAUCAUUAAGAUAUUUUUCAUUGAUCCAAAUGAAAGGCCCGUAACCUUGUAUCACUUGCUGAAGCUUUUUCAGUCUGAUACCAAUGCCAUCCUGGGAAAGAAAACUGUAGUUUCUGAAUUCUAUGAUGAAAUGAUAUUUCAAGAUCCUACUGCGAUGAUGCAGCAGCUGUUAACAACGUCUCGUCAGCUAACGCUCGGUGCUUAUAAGCAUGAAACGGAGUUUGCGGAUCUUGAAGUGAAAACCAGGGAGAAGCUGGAAGCUGCCAAAAAGAAAACUAGUUUUGAAAUUGCUGAGCUUAAAGAAAGACUAAAAGCAAGUCGUGAAACCAUCAACUGCUUAAAGAAUGAAAUCAGAAAACUUGAAGAAGAUGAUCAGUCUAAAGACAUGUGAGGAGCGUUGACUGGAUAAAGAGCCUGUGCUGAAACCAGAAGGGCUUCAGUCAUGGAACCGUGUGCGUUCUCUUGAACUCUGUAACUGAGACUGCGUGAAUUUCACUUGCAAAUGACUGAAGGAUGUGGCUUCAUAAAUGGAAGAAAAAAGAAAGAAUGUAUCCUUGUUUGGUAGUUACAAUCUGUGGGUACUUAAUGAUUUAUUUCCAGUAGCUGGGGUCUUGGAGACCAGACUAUUCGUUUGUUUUGUUUUGUUUGUUUUUUAAAAGCUGCAUUUGUAUGGUAUAUGAAAACUUUGUAUGAAGUCCUCUGUUAGUUCAGUGUGAUUUUACAAAAUGCUGGUGUUUACUUUUUUUUUUUUACUUGUUUUUUCUACUGAUUGUUUAGAGCUGCAUCUUUAAAGCUGAAAAUAAAAU